CGAUGCAUGGAUGGGUGGGGCCUUAAUCUGUCUCCCGUCCCCAACCUUAUCCGGUUUCAUUUUCACCACCUGGAGGAGUUCCCCCUCUUCGAACGACUCGAAGCGUCGAGAGUCUCAGAAAAUAGGAGCCAACUCCCCCUCCCCCGCUCUUUGCCUUGUGGUCAAUGCCGGGGGAUGGCCGAGCCUCCACCCUCGCGGGGAAGAUGACGGCCCACUCCCUUGGCGUGGCUUCUUCUCCCGCUUCAAAGUCCUCCAUCGUGUGCCUUGUUUACUUGCCCAUCAAUUAGAAGAGCUUCUUCCAAUUUGAUGAAUGACCAGUUAUGUCUGCGGCUCCUUCAUUGCACAGAACUCGGGCAACUGCUCUGUGACGAUAGAUCGAGGAGUAGCGGUCUCACGUUGUGUUAAUCGCUCUAUCCAUCAAUUUCACGAUUAAAAAUGGUAGGAGGUUUAGCCCUUCAUCAGACCCAACCGUUCAUCCCGCCACCACCAUCACGGAACCCCGCAUCCCAUGUUUCGGAACAUCGGCCGAGGGAGCCGUUGUCGUGCCUCCCCCCACCGCACCAUGUCAAAACCAUGGAAGAAUUCAAAAAGCUCCAUGCUCGGUUCAUUAAGCUCGGACUGGAUCGCGUUCCCCGCCACGCCGGGGAUCUUCUUCUGGCCUGCAGCUUGUCCGAAUGGGGCAGCAUGGACUACGCCCGCUCAAUCUUCCUGGGGCUCGACGACCCCGGAACGUUCGAUUUCAACACCAUGAUCAGAGGCUCGCUUGUCCACGGUGAUCCACAGGGAGCACUCCUCUUUUACCCGGAAAUGCUGCGGAGGGACGUGGAGCCGGACAAUUUCACGUUUCCGUUGGUGCUCAAGGCAUGUUCUCAGCUGUCAGCUCUUGCACAAGGAUUGCAGAUCCACGGGCAUGCAGCAAAGCAUGGAUUCCAGUGCGACGUUUUCGUCCAGAACAGUCUGAUCAACAUGUAUGGCAAGUGCGGCGAGGUCGAACGAUCUUGCAGGGCGUUCGAGCAAAUGGGCUCCUGCAGGACCGUCGUCUCCUGGAGCGCCCUGACGGCGGCUCACACCAGAAUGGGGUUGUGGGGCAAAUGCCUGGAGAUCUUCGCGAUGAUGACGAGACAAGGCCUGCGGGCUGACGAGAGCUCCAUGGUCAGUGCCCUCUCCUCGUCCAAGAAUUUGGGCGCGUAUGGUACGGGGAGAAGCAUCCACUGUUCCUUGCUCAGGAGGUUUACCGGACUUAAUGUCGUCGUGCAGACUUCGUUGAUCGAUAUGUACAUCAGCUGCGGAUGCCUCGAGAAAGGAAUUGCCAUCUUCGAGACGAUGUCCGAGAAGAACACGUGGACGUACAGCGUCGUGAUUUCAGGGUUGGCGAUGCACGGGGAAGGCGAAAGAGCGCUGCAGGUUUUCUCAGACAUGCUCCACGGAGGCCACGAACCAGACGAGGCCAUCUAUGUCGGAGUUCUGAGUGCUUGCAGUCAUGCGGGGCUGCUCGAUGAGGGGCUCCGCUGCUUCGAUCGUAUGAGGGUCGAGCAUCGCAUCCCGCCCAGCCCUCAGCAUUACGGGUGCGUGAUAGACCUCAUGGCCCGCGCCGGGCGGCUGAAAGAGGCAUACGAGCUGAUGGAGAGCAUGCCGGCGGCGCAGACGGAAGCGGCCUGGCGGUGCCUGCUGAGUGCCUGCAAGACGCACGGAGAGCUGGAGGUGGCUGAGCGCGCCAGUAGGAAUCUCGAGGAGUUGAAUGCUCGUAACAGCGGAGACUACAUAAAUCUGUCGAACAUGUAUGCCGAAGCUAAAAGAUGGAGCGACGCAGCGAUGACAAGAAGAGAAAUGGUGGACCGAGGGCUGGUGCAGGCCCCAGGAUACAGCAGGGUAGAAGUGAAGGGCAAGAUGCACACCUUUGUUUCAAACGAUAAGAGGCAUCCGCAGAGGCGUCAAGUGUACGAGAUGGCGUAUCAGAUGGAGUGGCAGCUGCGGUUGGAGGGUUACACACCGGAAGAGAAGAGGCGGAUGGUUGUUGGUGCAGAGAGUCAGAAGCUUGCCAUCGCCUUCGCUCUGCUGAAUACGAGCCAGGGAAGUCCGAUCCGCAUAAUAACCAACCUGAGAAUGGGGAAGGAAUGCCAUACCUACACCGCACUCGUAUCGACAAUCUUCGAGCGGGAGAUCAUUGUCAGGGAUCGAAACCGAUUCCACUGCUUCAGGCAAGGGGUAUGCACGUGUGGAGAUCACUGGUGAAGGAAACACGGGAGGCAGCAGAGCAGAGGAGCAGAGCAGCGGUCGACGUCCACUCCUUUCUCCUGUCAAAAAAAAUAAAAGACUCUUCUUCUUAACCAAUAAUGUCUCUCUCUCGAGAUAGAUAAUUAAUUAUACAUGACGACAAAACAAAUUACCCUUGCUAA
This is a messenger RNA of Musa acuminata subsp. malaccensis (wild Malaysian banana), 2396 nucleotides long. RefSeq names its product pentatricopeptide repeat-containing protein At1g31920. Lineage: Eukaryota; Viridiplantae; Streptophyta; Magnoliopsida; Zingiberales; Musaceae. The record is from RefSeq and is a predicted model, not a curated record. Gene Ontology annotation, molecular function: protein binding; zinc ion binding.